UUUGUCGUGUCAAAAUGUCGUUCAUCUUUGUAAUUUCAUUUACCGAUCGUACAUUUAAUUGAAUUUAAAAAUAGAACCGGGUAUUUGAAAUUAGUAACUUUAAAAAGUUAUUUUACGAACCGUUAGUUCAAAAUAGAACAAUAAUAAUGUCGGAGAAUAUUCAACAACCCACAAUCCAGUAUAUUCUUAAUGAUACAGAAUUUAUUUUCGAUUCUCCCGAUCUAAAAACUGACGAACUAAACGAUAUAAUUUAUACUGAUGGAAACCAAGCUUUCAUACUAAACGGGCAUUUAUUGCAAGGAGAACCGACAACUUUAGUAUUACAAGAAGGCAAUGAUAUUGGUCAAUACUUAAUUAACGAUGAUAAAGGUGAAUUGUUAAUAGCAAAUAUAGAAAACAGUACAGUAACUUCAGGACAAGAUACUCAACAAAUCAUACAAUACCUAGAUGAAGAUGGAAAUAUCACAGAUCCAUCAGAAAUCAUUUUCGUCAAUGAAAACGACUUAAUCACAUCACGGGAAAAUUGCAUGCAAUAUCAACUCGCAGAAAUAACGGAUAAUACUCAAGAGGAAAUUAUAAACGUGGUAGAUGUAAAGCAAGAAAAUGCCAACGAUAUGCAAUUAAAUGCUACCGAUUGGUACCAAUACUCUACAGUAAAUGACAACUCCAUUUCAUCAGACAAAAGUACUAACGAUGGUCCAGAAACAAACACUCUUUUGAAUACUUCAGCCAUUAAAGGGAAGAACUUGCUCACUGGGCAAGUGGUAACUUUGGAUAGUUACAUGAACAAAAUCCAAAAUAAAUUUAAGCUGUUCUCUAAGAAUUCUCUGUCUUGGAAGAAACCCAAGCACAAUUUAAACGCGUUUCUGAACAAAAAAUUCAACCUAGGCUUAACUAUUGGCGGUAGGCAACUUGUAGGUAAAAUUGUUCGUGUAGGUAACAAAGAAGUAGAUGAUUCAAAUGCCUCGGAAGACGAAUUCAUGGACAAUACUGACAAUUCUAAUGACGGUACAACUAAUUUACCGAACACUUCUGAGGAUAUUUCGGAACCCAAAACAAAACUGUUCUCCAAAAAAUCCGAUCAAUUUAACAGAGUCUUCAAAAUUCUAACUGAUCUAAUGAAAAUGCAGGACAUUAAUAAGCAGUUAUGCGCGAAGAACAUCAGGGUUAAAGUCAUAGAUAAGCAUUGUAUUUCUGACAAAAAAAUUAACACUCACGUUUCGUUUAUCAGCGGCUACAUGGAAUCUAAUGGCAAAAAUGAAAAGGAGCAAGAAUGGACUUUUGUGCCUGAUAUUGUUAGACCAGAGUUCACUCAACAACAUGUAGAAAAAAAGUCGCAAAAGAAAUACACCGACAACAUUAGUAUAACAAUCUUGACAACUUACCAAAAAAACGAAAGUUUCGUGCAAGUUAUCUUCGACGAUUUAUCUUCUAAUCUACAAUGCGACUAUUGUACUAACACGUUCAACGAUGAUUACAUGUUAAAAAGUCACUUGAAUAAUGUGCACAGAAGAUGCGAAUAUUGCAAAAUUUUGUUCAACGAUUUAGUUCGAUUAAGGGAACACAAAAAGGUUCAUUUGCAAUCGAGCGACAUGAAAAUUUGUCCUGUAGGUAACUGCAAAAGUUCGUUCAAAACUGAAGUUUUGCUAAAAAAGCAUUUAGAUAGACAUAAAUUGGAAGAUACCACUUACAGUGAAUUGAGUGAGUCAAACCUAAAUCAAUGCCAAAAUAAUUUGAACGUUCAUCCAAAGACGAGUGUUCGAAGUGAUUUAAAUAUCAAAAAAAUAAUUAGGAAUUGCUAUGCUUGUACCAUUUGUAAACGAAGAUUUUCGAGGCAGUUUAAUCUCCAAAGACACAUGGAAGUGCACAAAGGAGCUGAGCAACUUUACAAGUGUUCUAUUUGUGAUUGCUCGUACCAUUACGUAUCGUCUUUAACAAGACACAUUGUUCAAAACCACGUCCAAAUAAACAGAAAUGAUGAUUAGGCGUGAAAUGAGUGGUCUAAAAUAGCAAUUAAGUUUGAAAAAUUAUUUAAGAUAAAAUUGACUGCC
Messenger RNA from Phyllotreta striolata, 2051 nucleotides. Lineage: Eukaryota; Metazoa; Arthropoda; Insecta; Coleoptera; Chrysomelidae. The record is from the annotation of a GenBank genome assembly.